AUGGGACAUUCCCAGGCCCCGCGCUGGGGUCCAGAGGCCCGCGGCUGGGGUCCAGGGCCCCGGGGGCCAGAGGGCCCGCGUGGGCUUCCAGAGGGGGCCCGCGGCGGGCGUUCCCAGAGGGGCCCCGCGGCUGGGCGUUUCCGAGUGGGGCCCCGCUGUGGGGCGUUCCCGAAGAGGGGCCCGCGCUGGGCGUUCCCAGAGGGGGCCCCGCGGCUGGGAGCGUUCCCAGAGGGGCCCCGCGGCUGGGCUUCCGAGGGGCCCGCGGCUGGGGCCGUUCCCAGGGGGCCCGCGUCUGGUGGCGUUCCAGGGGCCGCGGCUGGGCGUUCUUCCAAGGGCCCGCGGCUGGGCGUUCCAGAGGCCCGCGGCUGGCGUUCCCGAGGGGCCCGCGUCUGGGGCUUCCCAGGGGCCCCGCGCUGGGGCGUUCCAAGGCCCGCGCUGGUUUUCCAGAGGCUGGAAACUCUAGAAGAGAGCAGAGCUGCUCUGGAGAAGCUGAGGUCAGACCUGGAGAGCCAGCAUCAGGAGAAUGUCACCAAGCUCAGAGCCCUGUGGUCCGAAGAGAAGGACAAGGAGCUCAGACAAGAGGUCCAAACCCAGCUGACCAAGGCCAAGGCUACAUGGAAGGAGGAGAUGGGACAAGUCCUGGACUCAGAGGCUGGAGGCAGCCGUAGCAGACGCCAGAGGACCAAGACCACACGAUACCAGGAGUCUCAGACGGACCUAACUGAGGAGGAGAAGGCCUGUAGACAAACCAGCCCUGAGAGGACCAGGGGCUGCUCCAGGCCUGCACUUAUGGGAAGGAGCUGGACACCAGGCUCCAAGGGAACAGAGGCUCCAGCUGCAGCGCGAAGUAGCAGAAAACGGCACGACGCAGAGAGCAGUGGAGGAUGCAUGGGAAACGAGUCCAGAAAAGAACUACAGGAGAAACACUUUGGAGGACAUUCCAAACAGGUGUCCCUAGCCCUGAGGGAAGCAGAGGAGAGGGUGAGGAGUUCGGAAGAGGACGAGCAGGGAGGAGCAGGAGGAGACCAGAGGGUUGAGGAGCUCCAAGAGGAGGUGCGGCGUUGGAGGCAGCUGGAGGAGGACCUGAAGACCGAGGUGGAGGAGGUGGCACAUCUGCAGAGCCAGGUGGAUGAUCUGCAAAGCCAGCUAGACCAUGAGAGGGAGGAGAAGGCUGCCCUGCUGAAAGCCGAGCUACUUGCAGCCAGAACCUCCUGGAACAGAGAGAAACAGCAGGAGAUCUCCUCCCUGCAGGCCUUCCAGGAGGAGAAGCUGAAACAGGCGCAGAAGGAUGUGCGGAAGGAGGCGAAUGGGGAGGCGGAGCGCCAAAGGAAAGAGCUCCUUUUGCAGAAGGAAGCUGAGCUGCAGCAGGCUCUGAGGGACCGAGAGGAGCACUGGAAGAGGCAGGAGGAUAGAAGGGGCAAGGAGGAGAGGAGGCAGGGCAGAGCGGAGGAACGGGAGGAGGUGCUCCAGGAGCUUAAGGCUGGGCUGAAGGAGGUGCAGUCUGUGCUCCUCAGAGGAGGAGCCCACAAAGAGAAGGAGAACGGAGGAGAGGUGGAGGGGAGGAGGAGAGCCAGUGGGAGCGUCAGGGAACUCCUCAUGUCUACCUGUAAAGACCUCCUCCUUAAAGCUGUAGCCCAGGCCAAGAAGGAGUGGAAGAAGAUCAGUGAGGAGAGGCUUGGCCGGGUGCUGAAGGAAACUCAGGAGCGUCAUGAGAAAGAACUCAACCAGAUUCAUAGCUCCACUGCUCAGAAGAUGGAAGAGGGUGGUUGUGGGAAGCAGUGUGCUGAGACUGUGUCUGAGCUGCAGAAGAAGAGUCGGGACCUCCAGAGGCAUCUAGAGAAGGCCUGCAGACAGCUACAGAUGACCGUCAAGGACCACAAGKCCUCAAUGCAGUGCCUCAAAGAUGAGCAUGAGGUGGCCCUACGGAAAGAGAAAAAGGACAACCUGGAGAAACUUGAAGAAUUGAAAAGCUCUGCAGCCAAAGAAUCCUCUGUCAGGCCACAGGGGCUGAGAAGAAAAUAAUUCACGCUGCGAGUAAGCUGGCAGCCAUGGCCAAAGUGUUGGAGACCCCUACCAAGAGGAAAACGGGAAAGAGCCACAGCUUACCGGGCUCAUCAUCAAAGACAGAGGCCGCUACUGACAAGCAUCCAGGCAACGCUUCAGGUUCCCCUUCUAAUAAAACCCAAUGUCCAGCWAGCCACUUCCCUGAGAUCACCAUGUCCAGUGGUGAUGAGGGGAGGAUCCUGAAGGCCAAGACGUACUCUGACCCUGACUCCAAAACCACCUCAGCUGCAGUCAACACCACCUGGAAUACUAGGCCUGUGAGUAAACCCACCCACCUGAACCUCCUGACCAAUGGAACGGAGAACCGAGCCCCUGCAAACAUGCUUGGGAAACCCCAUGUCUCUUCAGGACUUUUCCUCUCACUUCCUCCUCACAAAUUCUCUCAUCAAAUUGGUAAAACCUCCCUCGACUGUUACCGUGGUGAUUUUACUAACGUUACUCUGAGGACCCAGACCAGCAGGGAGCUGUACCUGCAGGGGGCGGAGUCGGGGAGAUCAGACGAUGACAACUUCCUGUGUCACCGUAGUAACGCUAAACCCUUCCUGGUCCAGGAGGAGCUUCCCGUUAGAGACGAAGGAGGAUCGAGCGAUUGGAGUUUGUCCAGUAAUGGGUCCCAAGAUGGCCGCCACGUCCUCGCAGUUUCCUCUCACCCAGGCAGAAAAAUGGAAACUGUGAAACCGUUCCCUUUGCGUGGAUCUUCUUCAGCUGAUGACCUGGGUGAUUUCGAUAACCUCGCCACUGACAACUCUGACGUGACRGUUUACAAAGACUUUGUCAAUGUUCAGUCUUGCGCCAAAUCCUCGACUUUCCCCAGUGUSCCGCCUCAGACCAAAGCUUUAACUCGGUCUGUCCCCACUAUGAAGACUGGUAGUAGUAGAUCGGGUCACAGAGAGCCUGUCCCUGGCUCUGAGGGGGACUGGCAGAACCAGAACCAGCUCCAGAACAGGCUGUGUUCCACGAGUCUGUUCUCUGAGCUGAAGCGGAGUCAACAGCAGGAGGGYGGUUCUGACGGUCCAUUCUCUCAUCGGAAAUAAGAGCUAACAGUUCUAAGACUCUGUAUGACCCUGUUCUUAUAAAGGGAGGAAAUGGAGAUUUCAGUGAGUCUUGAAUUUUGUAUUUUAGCUUUACAUUUACAUUAAUAUUKKAGUCAUUUAGCAGACSCUCUUAUCCAGAGUGACUUACAGGAGCAGUUAGGGUUAAGUGMCUUGCUCAAGGGCACAUCGACAGAUUUUUCACCUCGUCGGCUCGGCGAUUGGAACGGUCUUAACCGCUAGGCUACCUACCGCCCCACAUGAUAUGAUGUKGGAAAUGACUGAGGUAAUCAUUACGCCGAGGUAAUUCUAAAUUGCCACAAACGUGUACAAGUAAACCUCGUGUUCAUGUGUGUUAGGACCAAUAGCAAUCUUAGGUUGUGGUGUGCAGUGAAUGUGCCUUCAAGAACGGAUGGACACGUAGCACAAGCCUUGUGUGACCCUGGCUUCUUUCUAGUCAACGAUUUCCACGUUUCUAAAACGUUACACUUCUUCUGUCUUGUGUUCUUUUAAUGGAUUUUUAUCUGUACUGAAGGAUUUAUUUUAUUUUUGUUUUUCUAAAUUAAACUAUUUUUUUAUAUCAAGGUUGUGAGAGAUGCUGUGCAUGUAACAAAAUACACUUCUUUAUAAUAAAAAUGAUGUUGCUUUUAAAUGUAAUUUAUAAUAACUUUUCGUUUAGAUCUUAAUGAUGUGGACUAUAAUAAAAAAGGGUUCUAUUAACUCA
This is a messenger RNA of Salvelinus sp. IW2-2015, 3819 nucleotides long. The record is from RefSeq and is a predicted model, not a curated record. NCBI's taxonomy places the organism in Eukaryota, Metazoa, Chordata, Actinopteri, Salmoniformes, Salmonidae.